Molecule: messenger RNA, 1182 nt
Organism: Peromyscus eremicus (cactus mouse)
Lineage: Eukaryota; Metazoa; Chordata; Mammalia; Rodentia; Cricetidae
Gene: Ptgir
Product: prostaglandin I2 receptor
Exons: 2
Coding region: 16-1182 (388 amino acids)
Biological process (GO): positive regulation of cytosolic calcium ion concentration; inflammatory response; adenylate cyclase-activating G protein-coupled receptor signaling pathway
Cellular component (GO): plasma membrane
Molecular function (GO): prostacyclin receptor activity
Source: RefSeq, a predicted model, not a curated record
GGAGAGUGGCAGGGCAUGGCAGAUUCUUGCCGGAACCUCACCUACGUGCGAGACUCGGUAGGACCUGCCACCAGCACCCUGAUGUUCGUGGCCGGAGUGGUGGGCAACGGGCUGGCACUGGGCAUCCUGGGUGCGAGACGGAAGUCACACCCAUCGGCCUUUGCAGUGCUGGUCACUGGGCUGGCCGUGACAGAUCUGCUGGGCACGUGCUUCUUGAGCCCCGCGGUGUUCGUGGCCUACGCUCGGAACAGCUCCCUGCUGGGCCUGGCCCACGGUGGGUCAGCGCUGUGCGACACUUUUGCCUUUGCCAUGACUUUCUUCGGCCUGGCCUCCACGCUCAUCCUCUUUGCCAUGGCUGUGGAGCGAUGCCUGGCACUCAGUCACCCCUACCUGUACGCCCAGCUGGACGGGCCACGCUGUGCCCGCCUGGCGCUGCCUGCCAUCUACGCUUUCUGUUGCCUCUUCUGCUCACUGCCCCUGAUGGGCCUGGGCGAGCAUCAGCAGUACUGUCCCGGGAGCUGGUGCUUCAUCCGCAUGCGGUCCACCCAGCCCGGUGGCUGUGCCUUCUCCCUGGCUUACGCCAGUCUCGUGGCCCUGCUGGUGACUUCCAUCUUCUUCUGCAACGGCUCCGUCACCCUCAGCCUCUGCCACAUGUACCGCCAGCAGAGACGCCACCACGGCUCAUUGGUGCCGACCUCUCGGGCGCGAGAGGACGAAGUUGACCACCUGAUUCUGCUGGCCCUCAUGACGGGCAUCAUGGCUGUGUGUUCCCUGCCUCUCACGAUCCGAGGCUUCACCCAGGCCAUCGCCCCGGACAGCAGCGAGAUGGGGGACCUCCUCGCCUUCCGCUUCAACGCCUUCAACCCCAUCCUGGACCCCUGGGUCUUCAUCCUUUUCCGGAAGGCUGUCUUCCAGCGCCUCAAGCUUGGGUUAUGUUGCCUGUGUGCCCGUUCCGUCCACGGGGACUUACAGACACCCCUUUCCCGGCCUCCGUCGGAGAGAAGAGACACACUGGCUCCCACUGCUCUCCAGGACAAGGAAGGGAACUGGGUGCCCCUGACAUCCUGGGGCCCUGGGCAGGUGGCACCAUUGACUGCUGAGCCUCUGUCUGGUGGUGAUAGCUGCUCCUCCGUGGGGAAGCCAUCCAAAAGAGACGCCAUGGUGACUUGCUCCCUCUGCUGA